Molecule: messenger RNA, 1908 nt
Organism: Aspergillus nidulans FGSC A4
Lineage: Eukaryota; Fungi; Ascomycota; Eurotiomycetes; Eurotiales; Aspergillaceae
Exons: 2
Coding region: 1-1908 (635 amino acids)
Cellular component (GO): membrane
Source: RefSeq, a predicted model, not a curated record
AUGACACCUGCGACUGCCAGACUUUUUCCAAAAGCCCCGAUCUCCAAAGCCACGAGGGGAGAGCCGCUUGAUAGGUCAUACGAUAAUGCAGCGUACCGUCUUCCUGAUAACGCUGCGGCAGGCGCCGCAAGCUCUCCAGGUGAAGCGACUGGGCAGACAGGGCCAGCUGUCAAUGCUGAUGCAAGGCCAAACCCGCCUGGCCCGGAGAGCACCAUUGAGGCUGCAAAGCUUCAAGGGACGUUCAAUGAAGUGCCAGCCCCGGUACAGCCUCCCAGUGUUCCCUUGGAUGCCCAGGCCGAACCUCGGGAAGGGCAAGUUCCUCAAAUUGACAUGGCGACAUCUAUUGCUACUGCCACCACAUCGAUAUCGUUUUCAACAUCAUCAACAACAUCUUCUAGCACUUUAUCUUUGACUUCAUCGUUGACCUCAACAACCACAAUCUCGCUCACCUCGUCCACCUCGACAACUAGGGCGACCCUGCAUACGACCUCGUUGCCGAUGACCACACAUUCUAGCCUUCCCACCCCCUCUGGCUCCCAUCCAACCUCCUCCGAGUCCCAAUCUUCAGCAAGAAUGACCCCCGGCUCACAAGCCGGAAUUGUGGUCAGCAUCCUUACUCUUGCAUUUGUCCUGAUCGCGCUGAUCAACUGGCGAUUGCACCGCCGAAAGCGUGCUCUGCAGACGGCCAUCCUCGGGGAGAAAUAUCGACCCCCACCAAACAAGCAAAAUUCAAUCUACAAGUUCGCAUCGAAUCUGUACACAAGCAGUACCCUGACACUGGUCAAUGUAGCUGAGAUGUUCAAGCAUCAGAGCAGAGACAGUCAGGGAUCCAUCAGCGGCCGUAGCAGCAGUAUCUAUUCUAGGCAGCCAACGCCGUUUCCGACCUUAUCCCAGGCAGACUUACUGGGCUCCUACAGAGGGGGUCUGUGGAGGAACCGUGUGUAUGAUGCAGCAAGUCGUAUGUAUUUUGCUCUUUCUUCCGUCGCAAACAUGGCCAUGGACAAGGUCAAGUCAGUGCCGCAGAAGCAGAAAUCAGCGGCGAUAAGGAGGAGUCGGGAGUCGUACGAGUAUGGCUUUUCCGAGGAUUAUCUGCAUAUUCCCCCACCGGAGCCAGCUGCUCUUCGAGGUGUUGUGUCAAGACUUCACUCUAACAGUUCCUCUGCUCUACGCUCCAUUACAAGGAAGUUUAACCCACCGCGGCCGCCAACCGACACUGCGUCGCCAACAUGGUGCAGCACGAACAGCCCUAGCCCUUGCCUAGAAGAGUACGAUCGGAACACACCGUCACAGCAGUUCCAAGGCCUAUGCGAAGACGCAGAUAUUCAGGACCUAGUCAAAGUGCGAAGUGUCUCUUCUGGUAUGGUGGCCAUGAGCAAUCCCGCCGACAUCAGCGUAGAUUCCUUGGCUGGUCGUCUCUCAGGAGAAAAGGAACGCCAGCCUCAGCAUUCGCCUGAAGAAUCACUGCCGACGCAAGAUCCAAGUAAGAACAACCUUUCUAAGCCACAACUGAAGUUGGGUCAAUCAGCAAUUCAGCGAGAGAUUUCACCGGUCAAGUUGUCGACGGUUCAAAUGUUCCGGGUUGAGAUGGCCUUUGUACCUCGUAACGACGGACAUAUGGAAGUGAGCGAAGGACAGCUUGUGCGGUUGGAGCAGAAAUUCGAUGACGGCUGGGCGUGGUGUACUGUGGUCGAAACCGGAAUGCAGGGCCUUAUCCCUCGGGCCUGUCUCUCGACCUGGCCCCUUAAGGAACACCGGCCAUAUACGCCCAGCAGCAUCUGCUCAGACCGUGGCCCAGGAAGCACGACCAGCCUUUCUCCCACAGACUCCCAGUCUGUUCGGUUCUACCAGCGGCAUUCUCCGGGAACAUCAAAGUCUGGUUUGGGAUCAAAGCCGCCGAGCGUGAAAUAG